Molecule: messenger RNA, 970 nt
Organism: Microbotryum saponariae
Lineage: Eukaryota; Fungi; Basidiomycota; Microbotryomycetes; Microbotryales; Microbotryaceae
Source: the annotation of a GenBank genome assembly
AUGCGUUCCACUCUCGCUCUCGCCCUCAUCGCCGCUCCUUUGGGUCAGUCCGGUUUGCUUCUUGGUGAUGGAACCUCGGUGCCUCGGAGGCCGCCACGGCGGUCGGAUUCACCCGCGCUCGAUAGCCGCGACACCUCUUGACAGGUCGGCGGCAAACGAUACAACACCCGCAUAUCCUAGCGCAAAGCUAAUGGAUUGGUUUCGUCUCCGCUCACCUGAUAGCCUUCGCCAGCGCCAUCCAGCAACGCGCUGUCACGGACCAGCAAUUCCAGGAUGCUCAAGGUCAGUCGGGAGAGCCGGACCUAUGUUCUUUUUGCAGCGGAGAAAACGCAGAUGUUGACGCUAGCUCUCGCUCACUUUGGUAUACACAGCUGCCCUCCAAGGCUUCUUGACCAACGCCACCACCGCCCUUACCAGCGGCAACUGCUCGACCCCUUGCGGCCCCUAUGUCACCUCCCUCCAGGUACGUCAGCGUUGCCUCGUAUAACUCCAACGUCCCAGCUCCCUUCGCACGUUCACCACUCGGAGGAGUGUUAAUGCUGCUCCAAGAUGGUUUUGCUGACCAUUUGAGAAUUCUUUGCUCACCUACUCACAGAACUGCGUCUCCACCGCCGGCAGCAACCUCACCGCUGUCGGUGUCUGCGCUUGCACGAGCUCGACCCUGAGCCAGAUGUCGACCUGCGGUGGCUGCAUCAACGGCGAGAGCGCCGUCGAGCAGUUCGGUGAAGUCUGCAAGGAGCUCAACGGCGACUCCUCCAACUCCACUUCUUCGGCGUCUUCGUCUGCUUCUGCUGCUGCUUCGGCCACGUCGGGCGCUGCCGCUGCUUCGGCCACGUCGAAGGCUGCCUCGGCCACCAGCGCCGCCGCUGCCGCCGCCACCUCCAAGGCCGCCAGUUCGGGCACCAAGUCCUACGUUCAGGGCGGUGUUGUCGCCAUUCUCGCCAGUGUCGCAGGCUUGUUGGUCCUCUAA